Messenger RNA from Symbiodinium sp. CCMP2592, 633 nucleotides. Lineage: Eukaryota; Dinophyceae; Suessiales; Symbiodiniaceae. The record is from the annotation of a GenBank genome assembly.
AUGGGCGGCAAAGCGAGCCAGCCUGAGCCGCCUAAGCCUGCUCCCAACCUACAGGAUGCCGCGAGCAACUUAGAGCAGAAAAUCGAAGAGCUCGGAGCAAAGAUUCAAAAGGCUGAUGAGGAGGCGAGGCAAUGGGUGGCAAAGCAAAGCACAGAUGCAACUGCCAAAGCUCGCGCCAUGCAAGCCUUGAAGCGCAAGAAGCUGUACGAGCAGCAACGUGACCAGCUGGUUGACACCCAGUUCAAUGUGGAAAACCUUGCCUUCCAGCAAGAGCAGGCUGAGAUCACCGCGGGGACUGUCGCUGCCAUGAAGAAGGCGACCGAUCAGCUUAAGAACCAGACGCAGAAGAUCGGAGUGGAUCAAGUUGACAAGCUGACUGAUGAGAUGGCAGACAUCGCUGCGGAAAUGAAGGACAUCCAGUCAGCGCUUGCUGCACCCUCAGCAGUCGGCUCUGCGGCAGAGGAUGAAGCUGAGAAGGAGUUGAUGGCACUGUAUGCACAGCAAGAAGACAAGGAAGCAGAGGAGGCAAUGACCAUCCUCGCUGCUGGAGGUGGUGGGUAUGCGAGCACCACUCCGGCGCCCGCGGUGGCAGCAAAGGCAGCACCCAAGGCUGCCGCAGCUUUGGGGUCAUGA